Messenger RNA from Galleria mellonella (greater wax moth), 893 nucleotides. RefSeq lists its product as uncharacterized. The record is from RefSeq and is a predicted model, not a curated record. The coding region runs from base 350 to 886 and encodes 178 amino acids. The transcript has 3 exons. NCBI's taxonomy places the organism in Eukaryota, Metazoa, Arthropoda, Insecta, Lepidoptera, Pyralidae.
AUCCGCAUACUAAAGCUACAUAAGAAAAAACGGAUGGUGUAAGCAGCAUAAUGUUUAAGUAGUGAAGCAUAAUGUUUGUCACCAAGUCAAGUAUAAAAAAAACUGCAAAAUUUAUUACAUACUUGAAAUUUUCACAUUUAUAUUGAAAUAUGUAAUUUUUUUUUAUUCGCCGUGUGUUCCCCGGCAUAGAAUGGGCUACCCCAUCCUUUCCCAUGAGUGUCGAAAGAGGCUACUAAGGGAGGGAUGGGCAGCAGUGUCUCUUAAAAGCCUCUAAAAGCCUAAUUGCGGUUGCCAACCCGCCUACCAAGCAUGGCAAUUACUGGCAAAACUUCCCUUAUGGGGAAGACUUAUGUUUAGCAGUGGACAGUUAGUGAAAUUUAUAAUGGAGGUUGCCUUUUUUAUAGAAUCAGAAGAAAUAUUUAAAAAUGUAGCACAAGAAAUUGUUAAUAAUUUGUAUGGUUCUAAUGUAGUGUCUGUUGGUAUAGAAACCAAUAUUCUGAAACAAGCAAAGGAUGAUCUUAAAAAUAUAUUUUCAUCAUGUAAUUUUGAUAUAAAUAAAGUUAAAGAAGUGUUACUUGGUAAAGGUUGGAAUGAAGAUAAAUUAAAGUAUUUUUUUUCCCUACUUGAUUCUAGAAAUAAUGAACUUCUUUAUGAAAUAUUAUUAUAUCAUAACAGCGCAUUUGGUGACACUGUAGUAAAUUUUGAUUGGUAUUUAAAAAUCGUGCUUGGUACAAGCGAGUUAAAAAUGUUGAAGUAUCCAUUACUACAACUUGUACUUUUAACUAAUUCCACUAACGAAAGAAAACAAAGAGUAUAUGAUGUAAAUAAAAAUAUUUUGAAUAAACUUAUAAAUAUUUUGGAGGAAUUGGACGAAAUAAAAAGAUAAUUCGAAA